Molecule: messenger RNA, 611 nt
Organism: Odontomachus brunneus
Lineage: Eukaryota; Metazoa; Arthropoda; Insecta; Hymenoptera; Formicidae
Exons: 2
Coding region: 18-518 (166 amino acids)
Source: RefSeq, a predicted model, not a curated record
UAAGAGCUUGUAAAUUAAUGCGAGAUUACGCAAGUGCAAGUGGAGCGAAAUAUGUUUCCGCACUUCGUGGUACUACGUUGCGUAAACACAUAGCAACGAAAUGUGUAGAUUUAAACUUGUCGGAUAGACAAGUAACGAGAGUAGCAAACUUCAUGGGUCAUCAUGAACACAUACACAAAGAAAUUUACCGACAACCUGUUGCUAAAGUCGACAUAUUAGAAAUGUCAAAGAUCUUAGAAAAGGCUCAAGGUGCGGAUAUAAUAAGUUCUAACGAAGCUGAUUCUACGUACAUUGAAAAAAGCCAUUCUUCUAGUAAUCAAGAUAUUUCACAGAGAUUUGAUGACAGUGAAACAUUUGCAGAGAUCUCAAUAGAAACACAACAAAAAAAGAGCCUACAAAAAGAAAACACACAGAGAAUAGAGCAAAAAGAAGAUACGCAAAAUAGAAAAAAACAUAGCAACAUAUUAACAAAUAUACAAAAUAUACAAAAAAAAGAUAAAGGAAAAGGUACAUUUUAAUCUGGCUAAUUAUUUACUAAUGUUUGCUCUAUGUAAUAGUUUUUUAAAAUAAUAUUUAGAGUAAAUGUUUAAAUAUAUUCUAUCUAAAAUCGU